Messenger RNA from Melanotaenia boesemani (Boeseman's rainbowfish), 1968 nucleotides. Its product is annotated as calreticulin-like. Gene Ontology annotation, biological process: protein folding. The record is from RefSeq and is a predicted model, not a curated record. Gene Ontology annotation, molecular function: calcium ion binding. The transcript is spliced from 9 exons. Gene Ontology annotation, cellular component: endoplasmic reticulum membrane; endoplasmic reticulum. Bases 113 to 1387 code for a protein of 424 amino acids. Lineage: Eukaryota; Metazoa; Chordata; Actinopteri; Atheriniformes; Melanotaeniidae.
UGUGCAGGGCUCAACGCUGUAGAAAUUAUCAGGUUGCAUUUCUUUCAGCUUCAUUCGCUUUUUUCGCUCAGAUCUGCGGCUCUUUCUCCACAACCGGACUCACAUCGGCAGAAUGAAGCUUUCAGUGGCGGUUUUGGUACUUUUUGUGUCUGUAACAGUCUGUGUUGACGCCACGGUCUACUUCAGGGAGCAGUUUGCAGAUGGAGAUGGAUGGAAGAGUCGCUGGCUUGAAUCGAAGCACAAGUCGGACUAUGGUCAGUGGAAACUGACUGCCGGGAAGUUCUAUGGGGAUCCUGAAGCUGAUAAAGGUAUCCAGACCAGCCAGGAUGCCCGCUUCUAUGCCCUGUCAGCCCGCUUUGAACCUUUCAGCAAUGAGGGAAAACCCCUGGUCGUCCAGUUCACUGUCAAGCAUGAGCAGAAGAUCGAUUGCGGAGGCGGCUACGUCAAGAUCUUUCCUUCUGACCUUGACCAGAGCGACAUGCAUGGAGACUCACAAUAUUACAUCAUGUUUGGGCCUGACAUCUGUGGCUACAGCACUAAGAAAGUUCAUGUAAUCUUCAAUUACAAGGGCCAGAACCAUCUCAUCAAGAAAGACAUCAAAUGCAAGGAUGACGAGCUGACCCAUUUGUACACACUGAUUCUUAACCCAGACCAGACAUAUGAAGUGAAGAUUGACAAUGAGAAAGUGGAGUCUGGUUCUUUGGAGGAUGACUGGGACAUGCUCCCCCCAAAGAAGAUCAAGGACCCAGAGGCCAAGAAGCCAAGUGAUUGGGACGACAGGGCCAAGAUUGACGAUCCCAGCGACACCAAGCCUGAGGACUGGGAACAGCCAGAAACCAUCCCUGAUCCUGAUGCUAAGAAACCUGAUGACUGGGAUGAGGACAUGGAUGGAGAGUGGGAGCCCCCCAUGAUCACCAAUCCAGAAUAUAAGGGGGAGUGGAAACCCAAGCUGAUCGAUAACCCUGACUACAAAGGAGCCUGGGUUCAUCCUGAGAUCGACAACCCAGAGUACACUCAAGAUGCCUCCAUGUACAAGUUUGACAAGAUUUCUGUUCUGGGCCUGGAUCUGUGGCAGGUUAAAUCUGGAACCAUCUUUGAUAACUUCCUCAUCACCGAUGACAUCAAGGAAGCGGAGGAGUUUGGGAAGGAAACAUGGGGGGCUACCAAGGGACCAGAGAAGAAGAUGAAGGAGGAGCAAGAAGACAUGGAAAGGAAGCUGAGAGAGGAGGAGGAAAAGAGCAAGAAGAAGGAUGCUGAGGAUGAGGAGGACGAUGACGAUGAGGAAGGGGUCAAGGAGGAUGAGGAGGGGGAGCUUGAUGCGGAAACAGAUGAAUAUGAUGGUCUAGAGGAGGAGGAAGAGGACGUCAAACAGAAGGAUGAGUUGUAGUAUAGAGGAGGCAGUGUGCUCCUCCAGACAGGAACUCAAACCUUAACAGACUUUUCUGUCAUAUGAUGGAGGGUUGGGGUGGUAUCUUUUUUUUUUUCACAUUAGAGGAACGUUUACAUGUUUUCUUGUUUUUGUUUUUAUUUUAUUUGUUUGUGUCUGCUUUGGGCUUUGAUGGCAAAUCUUGUUAAUUUAAUGAUGUGUGUGUGUGUGUGUGUGUCAGAAACCAGUUCCUUUUUAAAUUGUUUUUCAUUCCUGUCUUUCUGUUAAAUGGGGUGAGUGAUUUUUUUUUUUGUACUUUUGAUUGUGUGAAGUAAUUUUUUUCCCCUAAUUUAUUCUCAUUAGUCCAUCACAGAUGCAUUCGUACAGUCAUAUGUUCCUCCUGUAACACUGUUUUAUUUACCCUAACAGGAACUUGAAACAAACUGCACUGAGUCAUGGUGAGCUCCUGUUGCAGGUCCUUAUCUCUUUGGAGGUUAAAGUUUAAGCUGCUUUCAUACGUGCUCUGGAGUUCUGAAAUAUUCUGGAGCGGUUUUACAAAUGUCUGCAACAUUCACUCCUGACUUUCCAACCAGGCUUCAAAA